Molecule: messenger RNA, 3486 nt
Organism: Vespa velutina
Lineage: Eukaryota; Metazoa; Arthropoda; Insecta; Hymenoptera; Vespidae
Exons: 4
Coding region: 472-1491 (339 amino acids)
Cellular component (GO): chitin-based extracellular matrix
Molecular function (GO): structural constituent of chitin-based larval cuticle
Source: RefSeq, a predicted model, not a curated record
UCGUCGUUUCUCAGUCACUGUAUCGCGUCCUCUCGGCACACUUCGACUAUACUCUGUUACUUAGUCUCUUUUUCCCUUUUACUUCUACCUGUCUUUGUCUUACUUUUUCUCUCUCUCUCUCUCUUUCUUUCGCGAUUUACGAGAAAACCAUGUGGAUGAGUUUAAAUCGAUAAAAGAAUGUCUUCGAAUCAAUAUUAUAGUUUUCCCAUUUGAGAUAACUAUGCGAAACGAGAGAUGAAAAGAUCAUCAAGAAUCUUUAUCACUCGGUCUAUCCCUUUUGAAAAUUCAACGAAAUCAUCGAUUGACAAGGAUCGAGGGUGAAGGACAUUCUAACGAAUGUAUUGACAAAGACGAAGAAAAAAAGCGAAAGGGGUGGUACACAAACGAACGAACGACUUGUGUCAGAAGGGCUAACUGGCAAGAUUAGAAAUAAAAGAUAGAAAAAUAUCCAAUAAUAUACGACGAUAUAUCAUGCAUGUCCGUGUGUUGAUCGGAUCGAUCGUCUUAACGCUUUCGAUUUUUUUUUCGGCAUCAAAUGCUUACGAAGCCGAAGGAAGAAGCUGGAAUUAUGUUCCAAAUACACAAUACCAUAUACAGACUGAUGAAGGUCCGGAACGAUACUUUCGCUUUCAGACGUUGAACGGUCAGUUUCGAAAAGAAAAAAGAUUGGCCGAUGGCACGGUCAUUGGUACGGAGGCCUGGCUCGAUCCUCUUGGAUAUUUGCGUUAUAAGGAUUAUAUUGCUGACCAUCAAGGCUAUCGAAUUCUAAAGUCGAAGAUGACGUAUGUUGGGAAGGAUACCCCAAUUCAUGAAGCUCUAAUAAGAACCAAGGAUGCACCAGCUCAAAGUGGAGUUUUAGUAAAGACUAGAAAGCCACCAAAUCCGUUCAGGAAACCGAACAGGAAUGUAGAUGUCAGUCCUUUGCCCAGGAAUGAUAUUAGGACCGGUUAUUACACUCCAACGACUAUCAGGCCGAUUACGAUCUCACCAUAUCUGUCACAGCCCAGCAACGAUUAUUAUCCGAACCGAGCAAAUUACGUACCACCGAUCGUUGGAUCGCAAAAUUCGAAUGAUUACUCGCGAGCUAAUAGUCCUUAUUACGGAGAGAAUUCGGUACAACCUAUUCAAGCUCUUCAAUCACCUGUUUCAAGUAGCGAUACGUUUUACAGAUUGUCGAGCCCGUCUCAAAUGUCUCAAAGUCAGCUGGCCGAUGAUAUUCUACCACAUAACGAAGUCCAUACUACUGCUAAUGGUUUCGAAUAUUAUCUUAGACGUCAAUAUCACGAGGAAGAACGUGAACCUAAUGGAGAAAGUAUUGGUUCUUUCGGUUAUAUCGAUCCUUUUGGUAUCAGAAGAGUCAUCUAUUACAAGACGGAUCCACAAACUAAUGGAUUUGUUCAUAAAAAAAAUAAUAGAUACGUUGGCUUUGCAGCAAAGCCAUACGAUCCAUCGCCACCUGAUCUUUCUCGAACGAAUAGAAUGUCUUCCUAAUUUUCUUCGUAUUUCGAAGAGCUGAUCGAAGAGCAGAUCUAAAAGAUCGUUGAAUAAUCUUAAUCACGUUACUUUUAAGUUAUGCCUUAUACGUACGAUGUAUUGCAUCGAUAAAUUGCAACAUCGAACGUUUGAUGAGUCUGGACUCGAUGAUCCGGUUGUUAUUCCCUAUCGUGUAUGCUAGUCUCCCUUACGAAAGUAUGCGAUGCGAGUAAUUCUUAAUUUUUUUUUUCUUUAAGAAUUUCUUAUCUUUGCAAAUAUGAAAGAUCAUCCAAAUGAAAGUAACGAUAGUUGGCACGUCGUAAUUAAGUUCUCUAGAUUCUUAAUAAAUUAAUUUACUUAACUUAUAUCAAUGAUUAAUAAUAAUAUUAAUAAUAGCUUCGACAACGUUAACGCACUACCUCGUAAAAUACUAUUGACAAAAAAGUAUUUUUUUUGUUCUCUCUCUUUCUUUCUCUCUUUAUUUUUCUCUCUUCUUAUUAUUCAUGAGACAAAGAGAGAAGCAUAUGCUUAAAGCUAAUAAUAAAGAUGCUUUGUUCCGUAAUGAACUACAUACCUUUAUAUCAUAGUCAUUUACCGGAACAACGUGUUUGUGUUUCACAUUCAUCGUCCAUUGACCUUAACACUUACCUUAACUUCCAUAGGAAGGAAUGACGUAACCAGUUGUGAAUAACUUCUUUUUUUUGUUCUCUUUUUUCUUUUCUUUUUUUUUCUUUUUUUUUUUUUUUUUAAUGCAAAUCACUUCAAUCGCUAUGGAUAAAGUAAUGAAUGAAAAGAAAUGAGAACAUAAAAAUAGGAAUUGGAGAACGUCGUCGCAUUUCUCAAGCGUGACGCUAGGAACGAGCGAAAGCGAAGGAACAAUGCUUCGUUUCUUACUACAAACGUACGUAAUAAUCGAGUGUAUUAUCGAUAGAGAUGAGAGGGACGGGUUUUAAUACGUGAUCUAAUGACUUAAUCGCUACGCCUUAGCAAAAAUGCCAUGCUAUAUAACACGCUAGAAACGAAACGGUAUGUCUUGAUUGGGUGAGUACGAAUGAAAACUGGUUACUGGACGUUGGAGGAGAAGAUUAUUUGGUCCUUAUUGUCGGAACUUUUUAUCGUAAUCGUCCCUCCUAUCGAUUUGUUGACUCAAUGGUUGCUGUUGGUUCUUCGAGGCAGCCUCUCGCGCUUCGGCUUCCUAUAAACGUAGAAAAAGAAAAAGAAAGAUAUGUAGAAAUGUAUUUAAAUGUUGCGUUACGACCUGUUAAGUCGAAAGAUCGAGAUAUCGAAAGAGAAAAGAAACGUCGAAGUUGUUGUUUUCGCAAGAGUUUGUUCUUCCAGAACGAUAGAGAUGGAAAGGGAUAGGAAGAAGGAUGUUGCGCGAGGAAACAGGGUAGGUAAAAAGAAGAAAGAGAAAGAGAGAGAGAAUGAGAGAAAAGAUAGAGAUAGAAGUAGAUAGAUGGGGACGAUAAGAAAUAAAAGAUCGUAGGUAGCAUAUAUGUAUAUAGAUGGUAUAUAUGUACCUCCUGUUGUCGAAUGCCUGCGAAGAUGAGGUCGAGGCCUUUCUGAAUCUCUUCACUGACUGGUGGUGGCGUGGGAAUAUGAUCGCCGGACGCGUGAAAGCCCGUCUCGUCCGCGGUAUAAUGAAUGGUGAUCAACUGCCCCUCCGGACUCAUGUAGGAAUAACUCCCUUGUUGUACUAAUGCCUCACCUUGCUCCGCACCUUCACCAACUGUUUUGAUGUAACCGCUCUCCUCGGCAAUGAUAUUAUUCCCGGUUUCGUAACUACGAAGGAAUCAUCAUAAGCCCGCGAAAUUGAGUUAAACUGUUAUUAUCGUUCUUUUGCGAACGCGAUAAGAUGAGAAGUGGUUUAUAAUUUAUCGAGAUUUUUAACGUAUCUCAUUCGUUAUGCAAACAAAAAAAGAAUAAAUAUUAUUGUAUUGAAAAGACAAAAAUGUUCAACAUACGUUUUGAAAUGUAAGAGAAAAUAAAACAGUUUUGUUUUAUUGUAUAGGA